Necator americanus (New World hookworm) is the source of this 258-nucleotide messenger RNA. RefSeq lists its product as uncharacterized. The record is from RefSeq and is a predicted model, not a curated record. The transcript has 3 exons. Lineage: Eukaryota; Metazoa; Nematoda; Chromadorea; Rhabditida; Ancylostomatidae. Bases 1 to 258 code for a protein of 85 amino acids.
AUGUUCUCGCGUGCAACUAUCGUCAUUCUCGCACUUUGCAUAACUAUAGCCGUAGCCUGCCAUGGCGGAAGUCACCCCAAGUCACAUGGGUCGAAAAUAAAAAAGUGCAAAUCGCAUGGAAAGGGUAGUGGCAGCGAGAGUCAUGAAGAGGAUUGUGUCACAAAGUACGAAGGCGACUACGAAACAACCUAUGACACCGAGAACACCGACGACAAAGAUAUUAACGUGAAGGUUACCGUAUCUCCUGGUCGGCGAUAA